CCCCGGCCUCCGCGCCCCCCACCGCCGCCGCCGCCGCCGCCGCCCGCCGGGCCGCGGAGAGCCGAGCGCCACGGGCCCGCCGCCGCCUUGGGCCCGCCCGCCUCCCGCCGCCGCCAGCGCCGCCGCCGCCAUGGGCGUGCAGGGCUUCCAGGACUACAUCGAGAAACACUGCCCGAGCGCCGUGGUGCCGGUGGAGCUGCAGAAGCUGGCCCGGGGCAGCCUGGUGGGCGGCGGGCGGCAGCGGCCCCCGCAGACGCCGUUGCGCCUGCUCGUCGACGCCGACAACUGCCUGCACCGCCUCUACGGCGGCUUCUACACGGACUGGGUGAGCGGCGGCCAGUGGAACCACAUGCUCGGCUACCUGGCGGCGCUGGCCAAGGCCUGCUUCCACGGCAACAUCGAGCUCUUCGUUUUCUUCAACGGCGCUCUGGAGAAGGCCCGGCUGCACGAGUGGGUCAAGCGGCAGGGCAACGAGCGCCAGACGGCGCAGCAGAUCGUCAGCCAUGUCCAGAACAAGGGCACGCCGCCGCCCAAGGUCUGGUUCCUGCCGCCCGUCUGCAUGGCCCACUGCAUCCGCCUGGCGCUCAUCCGCUUCCACAUCAAGGUUGCACAGAGCAUCGAGGAUCAUCAUCAGGAAGUCAUUGGUUUCUGCAGAGAGAACGGCUUCCACGGCCUGGUUGCCUAUGACUCUGAUUAUGCGUUGUGCAACAUCCCCUACUAUUUCAGUGCCCAUGCCCUAAAACUGAGCCGAAACGGGAAGAGUCUCACGACAAGCCAAUACCUGAUGCAUGAGGUUGCCAAGCAACUAGACCUGAACCCAAAUCGCUUUCCUAUUUUUGCUGCUCUAUUAGGUAAUCACAUUCUACCCGAUGAAGAUUUGGCUUCUUUUCAUUGGAGUUUACUCGGUCCAGAACAUCCAUUAGCCUCACUUAAGGUACGGGCUCACCAGCUAGUUUUACCACCUUGCGAUGUAGUGAUCAAAGCUGUCGCUGACUACGUCCGUAAUAUUCAGGACACCACUGAUUUGGAUGCCAUAGCUAAAGAUGUUUUUCAGCAUUCGCAGUCUAGAACAGAUGACAAAGUUAUUCGGUUUAAGAGAGCAAUUGGAUAUUAUUCAGCGACUAGUAAGCCUAUGUCAUUUCAUCCACCACAUUACUUCGCCAGACCAAAUCAGUUUGGAAUGCCUGGGAUAGUGCCACCAUAUGUUCCGCCUCAGAUGCUCAACAUUCCACAGACCUCGCUGCAAGCAAAACCUGUGGUGCCAGGCCCAGGGGGUGCUCCGGGCCAGGGGCCAUACCCGUACGGCCUCCCUGAGCCAGCUCUCGCUUUGGAAAGUGGAAAGAAUUUGACUGAGCAGAACAGCUACAGCAACAUUCCUCACGAAGGAAAGCACACUCCGUUGUAUGAACGGUCCUCUCCGAUCAACCCGGCUCCAAGUGGCAGCCCCAAUCACGUGGACUCAGCUUACUUUCCUGGUUCUUCUACGUCGUCCUCUUCGGACAAUGAUGAAGGCAGUGGAGGAGCUACAAACCAUAUCAGUGGGAACAAAAUUGGCUGGGAGAAGACAGGAAGCCACUCGGAGCCUCAAGCACGUGGAGACCCAGGAGACCAAACAAAGGCAGAAGGUUCGUCCACUGCCUCUUCCGGGAGCCAGGUGGCGGAAGGAAGAGGAAGCCAGGUGGCCGCAGCGCAGCCAAUCCCCUGCCUCCUGUCCAUGCCCACCCGGAGCCACAUGGAUAUCACCACACCCCCGCUGCCCCCGGUUGCGCCCGAGGUGCUGAGAGUGGCAGAGCACAGGCACAAGAAGGGGCUCAUGUACCCCUACAUCUUCCACAUCCUUACCAAGGGUGAAAUCAAAAUUGCUGUUUCUAUUGAAGAUGAAGCCAACAAAGACCUGCCUCCGGCUGCCGUGCUCUAUAGGCCAGUCCGCCAGUGUGUUUACGGAGUCCUGUUUAGUUUGGCAGAAAGCAGAAAGAAAACUGAGAGACUUGCUUUUAGAAAGAACAGACUUCCACCAGAAUUUUCACCAGUGAUAAUUAAGGAGUGGGCAGCAUACAAAGGAAAGUCCCCUCAGACGCCAGAACUGGUGGAAGCGCUCACCUUCAGAGAGUGGACCUGCCCCAACCUGAAGAGGCUGUGGCUGGGGAAGGCCGUGGAGGACAAGAACCGCAGGAUGAGGGCCUUCCUGGCCUGCAUGAGGGCAGACACCCCCGCCAUGCUCAACCCAGCCAGCGUGCCCACCCACCUCGUGGUGCUCUGCUGUGUCCUCCGGUACAUGGUGCAGUGGCCAGGAGUACGGAUUCUGCGGCGCCAGGAGCUCGAUGCCUUCCUGGCCCAGGCGCUGUCCCCCAAGCUCUAUGAGCCGGAUCAGCUGCAGGAGCUCAAGAUUGAGAACCUCGAUCCCCGAGGAAUCCAGCUGUCGGCUCUGUUCAUGAGUGGGGUGGACAUGGCGCUGUUUGCCAACGACGCCUGCGGGCAGCCGAUCCCCUGGGAGCACUGCUGUCCCUGGAUGUACUUUGACGGCAAGCUCUUCCAGUCCAAGCUCCUCAGAGCCAGCCGGGAAAAGACCCCUCUCAUCGACCUCUGUGACGGUCAGGCCGAGCAAGCUGCCAAGGUAGAAAAGAUGCGCCAGAGCAUUCUAGAGGGGCUGAACUUCUCCCGGCAGAACCAUCCACUCCCUUUCCCCCCACCUCCCUCACUGCCCUUCUACCCAGCCUCCAUGUAUCCUCGACACUUUGGGCCAGUCCCACCAACUCAGGGCAGGGGCAGAGGUUUUGCAGGAGCCUGUGGCUUUGGAGGCCCUUAUGGGGACGCUGUAGCAACAGGCGCGUACCGUGCCUUCCGGGUGGCCGCAGCAGCAGGACCCGCCAGAGCCUUCUCGGGCAGCGACAGCAGCAGGACUAGCAAGUUACAGGGCGGAGUCCAGCCUAUCCCUUCUCAGGGUGGGAAGCUGGAAAUCGCCGGCACUGUGGUGGGCCACUGGGCCGGGAGCCGGCGUGGCCGGGGCGGCCGGGGGCCCUUCCCGCUGCAGGUGGUCUCCGUGGGGGGCCCAGCCCGGGGACGUCCUAGAGGAGUUAUCUCCACCCCGGUGAUUAGAACGUUCGGAAGAGGCGGAAGGUACUACGGGAGAGGUUAUAAAACCCAGGGGACAAUCCAGGGCAAACCUCCUUAUGCUGCUUCAGCAGAAGAAGUGGCCAAAGAACUGAAGUUGAAGUCUGGGGAGUCGAAGGCCUCUGCCGUGGCCCCGGAGGGUGCCCUGGCUGAGAAUGGGGUAGCGGCGGAGGAGAAGCCGGCUCCCCACAUGAACGGGAGCGCAGGAGACGCCAGGGCUUCUGACCAGUCUGAAAGUGCCUUGAACAAGGACUCUAAAAUGUGCAAUACAAAUCCUCACUUAAAUGCACUAACUGCAGACAGUGUUUGCCAUAAAGAGGACACUCUUGAGGCGGCUGUCUUAAAUAAAGAAGAGUAAACUUAUUUUUUAUAGAGGGUGAAGGAUGUUGGAAGGGUAAGGAUUUAGAAAUAUCUGGAAAGAGAGAGAGCCUACAGUUACGUACAUUUUUUCCUUUCCGUAAGAGAAAAAUGAGGACUUUGGAAAUUCGGAUCCCUCUUUGAUAUCAGAGAUUUAAACAACACAUUUUUAGUUUUAACCAGUUGUAGUCAAAAUGCUACAAUAAAACAAAAAAGAGAAAGAAAAUGAAGAGCAUUUGACUCCCGCACUUAAAAUGAAGUACACAUAAAGUUUAAACUGGUUAUGACAAAAGCCUAUAGCUGUAUUUCUUGAACUAUAAAGAAAACAAAUUUUGGCAGUCUUUAAGUAUAGAUAGCUUAAAAUAUAAUUUUUAGCAUUUGGCACCAUAUGUAUGCCAUUAUAUUUGAUUUUGCAUUACUGUUUCACAAUAAAGCUUUGUUUAAGGCUUUUAUGAUUAUGAAGAAAAUAAGGCACAACCACAGUUUUUCUUUCUUACUUAAAUUUCAUCACUGUUGAUGUGGUUCUUUUGUGUUUAAAAAAAAAGUGCAACUAUCGAAACGAAAAAAAUUAUAGAGUAAUAUUGCCGUUCUGCUGAUUUUAAAUAUACAGUACAUCAUACAUACUUUACAAGCAAGUUAAAUGGAGAUAAAGUUGAAAUCAUAGAAGAUGCAAAUGACCUUUCAAAAUCAACACAAUGUGUUCUGAAACUUGUCGUGACUAAUACCAUGCACCUGUGAUCAAUGAACUAUGUGGUUUUGAUCGGACGUAGGCCAUUAGUAUUACUACCUGAGCUAAACUUCUGCAUGGUUCAUAAUUUUUAAAGUGUGUAGUUAAUAUUAUGCAUGUUAUUGUCCUUUCUUCCAUUCUUACAAGUAUGUGCCCAUUUGCAAAACAAGAAAAAAGCUAAUAAUCAGUAAUAGUCCUAUAAAAGAUGUUAACUAUGUUUAGUCAUUGACUGAUCUUGCUCUAACCUUAAAAUUUUGUGAUUAUUGACCUCUGUUGCAUUUAUUCUAAAACCCCUCCAAAAAUUAUCUAGCCGUUUUAAAUAUCAACAUUACCCUGGUGUAUUCACUGCUGUAUGCAUUCUUGUUCUUUGUUGCUGUUUUAUGCCUUCAUAUUAGCAAAAUAUGAAAUUCUGUGAAAAACAAAAAAAACCCUUUGAUCUUAAAAAAAAAAAAAACCCUCCCCCCCUUCUGUAGCAGGAAACAAAUUGCUUGUUCUUGAGAACUUUCCCAUCAAGAAUUUAGUAGAAGCAGGUAUACUUAUAUCAUUUUGAUGUUUCUGUUAAUGUUUCCAAACAAUGUACUUUGAAAUCAGAAUCCCUUCUUAUUCGUUUUCUUAUAAUUGUCCUGAUGCUCUUCAUCACACAUUAGUGAUCAGAAAGGAGGUGUAAUUCCCCAGCCCCUGCCCGCCAGAGCUAAGUAGGAUCUUCCUGUAAGUUGAGGGGAGUUUCGCCCUAACUCAUGGACUGUGCAAGAAUGAACUGCUGUUGGGUUUGAUUGAUCGUAGAUGGACUGUGGUGUGGUGUAUUUGAAGGCUAUUGAAUGCAACUUACAAUGCUUAAUAAAAAUCUUUAUUCUUUUAGUAUAAA
This is a messenger RNA of Choloepus didactylus (southern two-toed sloth), 5060 nucleotides long. RefSeq names its product family with sequence similarity 120A (gene FAM120A). The transcript has 18 exons. The coding region runs from base 131 to 3469 and encodes 1112 amino acids. Lineage: Eukaryota; Metazoa; Chordata; Mammalia; Pilosa; Megalonychidae. The record is from RefSeq and is a predicted model, not a curated record. Gene Ontology annotation, cellular component: nucleus.